CGUCACGACUCGGUCACAUGAAACGUUUCACAUCAGAUGAUUUUUAUGUUCACGUUUCUGUCUUUUUUAGUAAGAAAAUCUGGCUGCUGUAACUGAAACUGCUUUAUAAUCUGCAAGAAGUUUAAUAUUUGGACAUGGACGAGGACGGGCUGCCGAUUGUGGGCUCUGGAGUCGAUCUGACGAAGGUCCCUGCUAUUCAACAAAGAAGAGUUGUUGCUUAUCUCAAUCAGUUUGUCGUGCACACAGUGCGGUUCCUUAACCGCUUUUCCACUGUUUGUGAAGAGAAACUUUCAAAUAUAUCCCUCCGCAUACAGCAGAUUGAAACGACCCUGUGCAUCCUAGAAGCCAAGCUGUCAUCCAUUCCCGGACUCGAGGACGUCACGGUAGAUGGACUCAGUCGGCAACAACCAGCUCAGGCCAAUGGACCCACGAACACCAGUCAGAGCCAAACAGAUGGUCCACCAGCAGGGACCCUGCCUCCCUCAGAGCCCGCUCAGACUGCACCAGAUCCUGCAACCACACCAAAAGCAGAAGCGCCUGCAGAGAACGUCAUGACGGUGGCCAAGGACCCACGUUAUGCCCGAUACCUGAAAAUGGUCCAAGUGGGAGUUCCAGUUAUGGCGAUUAAGAAUAAAAUGGUCCUGGAGGGUUUGGAUCCUAACCUGCUUGACACACCGGAUGCCCCCGUGCCUGAUGGAGGAGCGAGGAGCACGGAGGAUCAGGAUGUUGCUGCCACCAGCUCUGACAGCGAAUCAUCUUUCAGCGACUGAUUUCUGUCCCAAUCACCCACAAAGCUUCCUGUAACGUCCAUCCGUCGCUGCUCUGAGCUUCUGCAGGCCUGCGUUGAGACAAAUGAGUAGGCUGCAGUGAGCCACCAGCGAGAAGUAGGAAAUGUAAGUGCCUGAAACAGGAAACUCCACCCAGAGUGAUUGUAAUUUCAGUGUAAAAGUGCUGAAAUAUUUUUUCUUUUGGUCGGUCAGUGACCGCCUUCAUUUUGAUACAUCUCGCAUUUUUGACAAAUUCAGAACGAGGGAAUCAAUUCCCCUGUUGAUUAUGUUGGUUAUCAAAACAUGGCAGUGGCCGUUUUUCUACAGAAAGUAAUUAUAUCCUGUCGAAGCUGUUGUUCUUCUUUUUGGUGGUCACACUACAACCACGGUCUGAUGCCACACUCAAGAGCUAAAAAUGUAUAAAAAAAAACCAUGUAUGUUAGAUAUGAACACGUACAUUGGUAUUCUGUGUCUUCAGGCCAGGGGAGAAAAAAUAUAACAAUAAUCUUUCAGUAUUGAUAGACUUUAAAUUAUAAUACCAGACUAAUAGGAAGGAAAACCACAUGUCGUUCAGCAUUUGGUUUCCUACUUAAAAAUCACGUUAUUUUGAAGUAGUUUGAUAAAUAAUCCCAGGACUAUUUUGACUUGUUGACCUGUAUGAGAAUGCUUAGAGGAACACAUCAUCCCCCAAAAUGAGGAUUUCUGUAUUAAUGACCGAGCAAAACUAUAUCAAAAGAUGAGUUAUAUCAGCACAAACUUUCACACAACUCCCACAGUAUGAUUCAAGGCGUAUCUGCAGUACCUCCAAAAUACAUCAGCCCUUUCUGACAGGAUACUCAGAGCCAGACUCCAUUGACAGAAACUGUGAUUUUUCUGAAUUGAACACAGGAUCUGUUGGUCUGCCGCUGCCUUGAUCAGUUAGUUAGUUUGUGUUAUUGUGUGACUUUGGUGAAUCUGAUC
Molecule: messenger RNA, 1727 nt
Organism: Plectropomus leopardus (leopard coralgrouper)
Lineage: Eukaryota; Metazoa; Chordata; Actinopteri; Perciformes; Serranidae
Gene: washc3
Product: WASH complex subunit 3
Biological process (GO): exocytosis; actin filament polymerization
Cellular component (GO): WASH complex
Source: RefSeq, a predicted model, not a curated record